CACUACGCGUCCCACAAUGCCUCACGGCCCCGCCCCACUCCCGCGGAGACCCCGCUGGGCGGCAGCGCGACCCCUGCCCGCUGCCUGCAACCUGGCGGGCUGCGCAGGCCGGGCGCCAUGCGGAGGGGCGAACGCAGAGUCGCCAGAGGCUCGGGGUCCGGGUCUCCGCUGUUCGACGGUCGCCGCAGCACCGAGUCCGAGGUCUACGACGAUGGCACCAACACCUUCUUUUGGCGUGCCCACACCUUAACCGUGCUGUUCAUCCUUACCUGUGCACUGGGUUAUGUGACUCUCCUGGAAGAAACCCCUCAGGAUACAGCCUACAACACCAAGAGAGGUAUUGUGGCCAGUAUUUUGGUUUUCUUAUGUUUUGGAGUCACACAAGCCAAAGACGGGCCAUUUUCCAGACCUCAUCCAGCUUACUGGCGGUUUUGGCUGUGUGUUAGUGUGGUCUACGAGUUGUUUCUCAUCUUCAUCCUCUUCCAGACAGUCCAUGAUGGCCGGCAGUUUCUGAAGUAUGUGGAUCCCAGGCUGGGAGUUCCAUUGCCAGAGAGGGACUACGGGGGCAACUGCCUCGUCUAUGAUGCUGACAACAAGACUGACCCCUUCCACAACAUCUGGGACAAGCUGGAUGGCUUUGUUCCUGCACACUUCAUUGGAUGGUAUCUGAAGACCCUCAUGAUCCGUGACUGGUGGAUGUGUAUGAUCAUCAGCGUGAUGUUCGAGUUCCUGGAGUACAGCCUGGAGCACCAGCUGCCCAACUUCAGCGAAUGCUGGUGGGACCAUUGGAUCAUGGACGUCCUCAUCUGCAACGGGCUGGGCAUCUACUGUGGCAUGAAGACCCUCGAGUGGCUGUCCUUGAAGACAUAUAAGUGGCAGGGCCUCUGGAACAUUCCAACCUACAAGGGCAAGAUGAAGAGGAUUGCCUUUCAGUUCACGCCCUACAGCUGGGUACGCUUUGAGUGGAAGCCCGCCUCCAGCCUGCACCGCUGGCUGGCCGUGUGUGGUAUCAUCUUGGUGUUCCUGCUGGCAGAACUGAACACAUUCUACUUGAAGUUUGUGCUAUGGAUGCCCCCUGAACACUACCUGGUCCUCCUGCGGCUGGUCUUCUUCGUGAACGUGGGUGGUGUGGCCAUGCGUGAGAUCUAUGACUUCAUGGAUGAACUGAAGCCCCACAGGAAGCUGGGCCAGCAGGCCUGGCUGGUGGCAGCCAUCACAGUCACAGAGCUGCUCAUCGUGGUGAAGUAUGACCCGCACACACUCACCCUGUCACUGCCCUUCUACAUCUCCCAGUGCUGGACUCUUGGCUCCAUCCUGGUGCUUACGUGGACUGUCUGGCGCUUCUUCCUGCGGGACAUCACCAUGAGGUACAAGGAGACCCGGCGACAGAAGCAGCAGAGUCACCAGGGCAGAGCCGUCAACAAUGGGGAUGGGCACCCAGGGCCAGAUGAUGACCUGCUAGGGACUGGGACUGCAGAGGAAGAGGGGACCACCAGUGACAGUGUACCUGCUGAGAAGGAGGGGGCCUCAGCCGCCUCAUGAUCCUCUCCGUCUUCACUGGCCUUGUGCCAUAGGGCUGUCCCAUUUCUCCCAUCCUUAUGCUCCCUGCUUCAGAGGAGGGGGGCCCAUCCCCACUCCGCCAGGGGCACCUGAGUGUACUUGUUUGUGUGCAGGUAGGUGUGUGCACAUAUUGGCUCCUGACACUUCUCCAGGGCUGUGAGCUGACCAGUGAGCCUGGAGCAUGCUCUAGAGCAAGGGUCCUGCCCUGUCCUUCUACCUGGUCAGCGAAGGCCCUGACCCAUGGUCUCCCUCAUGCUCAGUCUCACCACAGACCAGAAGAGGCAUCUUGUACUCUUUCUCUACCCUCUGUGGGGUAGGCAGAAGCCCCAUGAGACCCUGUGGCCCCAUCCAACUUGAAGCAGCAGAAGUGAAGGCUGUGACAACACUAAGGUGGCUGCACAGUGGUAGAUCUGGAGUCAGUACUGAGACAACAGCUUUGGGGCCUUCGUUUAAGGACUCUAAGAUGGGUGGUAUGUCCACGGAGGGAGGUCAUCAGAUUGACCCCUUGAGGGGUAUCAAGUCAGAGAAUCCAACUUGGAGACCUGUACCCCAGGUGCUAGGGUUGUGUUGUCACCAUGGCUCCCUGAGUCUAGUUGCACUCGUGAGCAAACAGAACAAAUAAAGCGAUGGCGAAGGUGCAGAGCCUCCGGCUGCCUUCUCUGCCCCGUGAGAAGGGACUGCUACAUCCAUUUGGAGUUGAGUGUGUGUGCAGAAUGUAGUUCUCACAGGGCUUCAAGGGCCGUGGGAUACACCUCUCCAAGGACAGGCAUAGCUGCUCACAAGACACAUGUCCUGGGCAACUACCCCAUGACUCCCACAUUGUCUCACUGGGGGGUGGGGCAGUGAUCACUGAGGAUCGUGGGAGAUGACUAUAAACUUUACAGCUGCAGCCAUUGGGAAUGCAAAGACAAACCACCUGUCUCUGACAAGUCCAGUCGUCCCACACAUGCGGAUGUGCAAGUCUUGUCUCAGUCUUCUCAGGCAACAUGUUUCUUGGGAUUUUUGAGACCAGGUUUUGCUGCAUAGUUUAGACUGCCACAGAACUCCAUAUGUCCCAGGCUAGCCUCAAAUUCUUGCCAGUCCUCCUGCUUCAGACUCCCAGAAUUAAAGGUUUGUGCCUCUAUGCCUGACUAAAAAAUUUUAAAAAAUAUUUACUUAUUCUUAUUUUUAAUUAUAUUUGUGGGUAAAAUUACACAGGAGGCCAGAAGAGGGCAUCCCCAGGAACUGGAGUUAGAGGUGGUUGUUAGUUCCCAUCCCUCCAGCCCCACUUUCUUACUGCUAGGAGCACUGCUAGCGU
Chionomys nivalis (European snow vole) is the source of this 2857-nucleotide messenger RNA. RefSeq names its product phosphatidylserine synthase 2 (gene Ptdss2). Bases 118 to 1542 code for a protein of 474 amino acids. Gene Ontology annotation, molecular function: L-serine-phosphatidylethanolamine phosphatidyltransferase activity. Gene Ontology annotation, biological process: phosphatidylserine biosynthetic process. The transcript has 12 exons. Lineage: Eukaryota; Metazoa; Chordata; Mammalia; Rodentia; Cricetidae. The record is from RefSeq and is a predicted model, not a curated record.